CCAGUAAUCUCUGAGUGGGCGUGGCCGUAGAUCCCUGCGCUCUGAUUGGUCGGCUCGGCGCUGCCAGUGCGGUCCUGAGAGCGGGUCGUGUUGAUCUCAGAAGUCAUCAUGGCGCUCAGUUCCCCAGUCAAAGAGCACCCAUAUAGCCAUCUAAUUGACACACUGCAAGAUGGCAGGAUCAAGUUCUUCAAUCUACAGAAAUUAAAUGAUCCAAGAUAUGACAAGCUGCCUCUGUCCAUCCGUGUCUUACUGGAGGCAGCAAUUCGUAACUGUGAUGGCUUUUACACAAAAGAAGAAGACGUCCAGAACAUACUGGACUGGCAGCAGCAGCAGAAUAAAGCUGAGGUGCCGUUCUCUCCAGCGCGAGUCCUUCUCCAGGACUUCACUGGUAUUCCUGCCAUGGUGGACCUGGCAGCCAUGAGGGAUGCAGUGGCCAAACAUGGCAUGGACCCCAACCUGGUCAACCCUAAAUGCCCCACAGACCUCAUCGUAGACCACUCAUUACAGAUUGAUUAUAGCAAAUGUGCCAUACAGAAUGCUCCUAACCCAGGUGGAGGGGACGGCCCAAACCAGAGCCACGGUCCUUCACGAUCCACACCCUCCAGGCCUCUGUCCAGAGGAGGCUCACAGUGUGGGGGCCAGCGGGGCUCCUGUAGUAAAGCUGCCUGCAGUGACCCUCCAGCCUCCUCGGGUCGGUCUCCAGCGUCUGUCCAGCAGAUCGAGAAUACACCUCUCCUCUGCCCUUUCCACCUGAAGCCUGUGUCUGAAACUGAUACAGCUCUGAAGAAUCAGGAAAUGGAGCUGACCAGAAACAAAGAGAGGCUUCAGUUCUUUAAGUGGUGUUCAAAAGCAUUUAAGAAUGUGAACGUAGUUCCUCCGGACGUUGGUGCAGUCCACCAGGUGAAUCUGGAGUACCUGUCCAGAGUGAUCCAGGUCAGAGACGGUUUCAUCUACCCUGACAGUGUGGUGGGAACCGAUUCACACACCACCAUGAUAAAUGGCCUGGGCAUCCUGGGCUGGGGUGUUGGGGGAAUCGAGUCAGAAGCUGUGAUGCUGGGCCAGCCAGUGUCUCUGACACUUCCUCAGGUGGUGGGCUGUAAACUGGUGGGCACCAUCAACCCCCUGACCACCUCCAUAGACAUCGUCCUCGGCAUCACAAAGCACUUGCGGCAAGCUGGGAUCGCUGGGAAGUUUGUAGAGUUUUUUGGACCUGGCGUCUCCCAGCUCUCAGCCCCUGACCGAACCACCAUUGCCAACAUGUGCCCAGAGUACAACGCCACUGUCAGCUUCUUCCCCGUCGACCAAGUCACACUCAAGCACUUUAAAAAGACAAAUUUUACCCAGGAAAAACUUGAAUUGCUGGAGUCUUACAUGAAGGCUGUAAAACUUUUACGAAGCUAUGAAGAUCCCUCAGAAGACCCUGAGUAUUCUGAGGUGAUUGAGAUCAACCUGAGUUCCAUGGCGCCCUACGUGAGCGGACCCAAGAGGCCACAGGACAGAGUGGCAGUGAGCAGCAUGAAAGAAGACUUCCAGAGUUGUCUUGAUGAGAAGGUUGGCUUCAAAGGCUUCCACAUCUCUAAGGAGAAGCAGGACAUCCUGGUUCCUUUCCUGCACUGCGGUCAAGAGUAUCAGCUGGCCCACGGCUCGGUGGUCAUUGCUGCUGUUAUCAGCUGCACCAACAACUGCAACCCGUCUGUCAUGCUGACUGCAGGUCUACUGGCCAAGAAGGCUGUGGAGGCCGGGCUUGUCGUCAAGCCUUAUAUUCGGACUAGCCUGGCUCCUGGAAGUGGCAUGGUCACUCACUACCUCAAUACCAGUGGAGUCCUGCCGUACUUUAGCCAGCUGGGGUUCGAGGUGAUAGGUUAUGGCUGUGCCACCUGUGUAGGGAACACGGCUCCGUUACCAGAAACUGUCGUGGAUGCAAUCAAACAGGGGGACCUGGUGGCCUGCGGUGUUUUAUCUGGCAACAGGCACUUUGAAGGCCGCCUGUGUGACUGCGUGCGGGCCAACUACCUGGCCUCCCCUCCCCUGGUGGUGGCCUAUGCUCUUGCGGGCACUGUAGGAAUCGACUUUGAGAAGGAGCCUCUGGGUGUGACUUCAGAGGGGAAGGAGGUGUACCUCUGUGACAUCUGGCCGUCCAGGGAGGAGGUCCAACAGACUGAAGAGGACACAGUCAUCUCCUCCAUUUUUAAGGAUCUUAGAGGAAGGAUGGAGCAAGGGAACACAUUUUGGAACAACAUUGAAUGUCCAGAUUCUGUGGUUUUCCCUUGGGAUCAUAAGUCCACAUAUAUCCGUUCGCCAUCUUUCUUUAGCAAGUUGAGUAAAGAGGUGCCACCUCCUCAGUCGAUAGAGAACGCUCAUGUCUUACUGUUCCUCGGGGACAAAGUCACCACGGACCACAUCUCACCAGCCGGCAGCAUUGCCAGGGUCAGCGCCGCCGCCAAGUACCUGCUGAGCAAACGCCUGACACCGCGGGAGUUUAACUCGUAUGGCGCUCGCAGAGGGAAUGACGCAGUGAUGACCAGAGGCACCUUCGCCAGCAUCAAGCUCCAAAAUCGAUUCAUUGGCAAACCGGGCCCUAAGACUUGGCACAUUCCUUCAGGCCAGACGUUGGAUGUCUUCGAGGCAGCCGAACGCUAUCAGAGAGAUGGCAUUCCCCUCAUCAUCCUGGCAGGGAAAGACUACGGCUCUGGAAACUCCAGGGACUGGGUAGCCAAAGGACCAUACCUGCUGGGUGUACGUGCAGUCAUCGCUGAGAGCUUUGAGAAGCUGCACAAGAACCAGCUGGUGGGAAUGGGCAUCAUGCCGCUCCAGUUCUUGCCCGACCAGAAUGCGGACUCACUGGAGCUCAGUGGGAAGGAGAGGUUCACCAUCACCCUGCCAGACAGCCUGAGCCCGAGGCAGCAGCUCACUGUCAAGAUUAGCGAAGGAAAGUCCUUCUUCGUCACUGCACUGUUUGACACCGAGAUGGACAUUAUCUUUUUCCGACACGGAGGGCAUCUUAGAUACGUUGCUCGGACUUUGCUCUGAAACACCCCGCUACCCGGUCCCAAGCCUGCUGAAUGUGCCCGAGGUUCAUGAACAGCAGCCCUCAUCCUUUCACCUGUUUGUCUUCAGCAUGAAUGAAAAAUCGGAGCAACGUGAAGGCUGACGUUUUGCCCGCUCGAGCUCGAUGAACGUCUCCAGACUUUUCGGGAGUCCCGAAACGUCAGUUUUCAGUCCCGUUCCUGAACUGCUUCUCCAUCACUACACGUGGCUGUUUCAUUUUCAGCAGCAGCGUUUCUCCUCACAAGACAGUCAAAACAAGCAGAGGAAGUGGUGACAUUCACUCAGCAAGGAUAUUGUACCCUAGACGACCUUUGAACAUUGUUUCUUUUGUGUGUUUUACUGUUGGAGUGUACCGAGGGGCACAUUUCUUUCAUCGAGGACUUGAGCCGAGAGGAAAUGGAUCCUGCCAAGAAAGGCUAACACGGUGCUAGGUACUACAGCAUGAAUACAUUGGUGUUUUUAGGGUGCAAUGCAGCUGUUUUUUCCCAAACAUCCAGGUAAAUUGUCUAAUUUUGUGAAUUGCAGAAAUUUGCAGAAUUGAUGUCAGUUGCCCAUAUUUCUUAUUGGGGCCAAACACUCUUGUGUAAAUUAAAGUUCUGUUAAUAUUUCUUUUAAUCAAAUUUGCCUUUUGCAAAAAGUACAAUUUUCUCCUUAUUCAGUCAACUUUUAUUAUGUGGAAAAUGUGAAAUCCCUUUUUGCUGUUGCUUGUAUCACUAAGCUUCCUACAUAAAGAUGUCUCCUACUACAACCAGCAGUCCUCUGCAUUACAUUAAAGGUAAAUUAUAAAAGUU
This is a messenger RNA of Dicentrarchus labrax (European seabass), 3839 nucleotides long. It is a transcript of the gene ireb2, whose product is annotated as iron-responsive element binding protein 2. The coding region runs from base 109 to 3030 and encodes 973 amino acids. Gene Ontology annotation, molecular function: iron-responsive element binding; aconitate hydratase activity; 4 iron, 4 sulfur cluster binding. Gene Ontology annotation, cellular component: mitochondrion; cytosol. The transcript is spliced from 22 exons. Gene Ontology annotation, biological process: citrate metabolic process; tricarboxylic acid cycle. The record is from RefSeq and is a predicted model, not a curated record. Lineage: Eukaryota; Metazoa; Chordata; Actinopteri; Moronidae.